GCAGCAGCAGUAGCAGCAGCCUCUGGCGUGCAAGGCCUGGACUCCCCCAGAGUGAGUGAUGCCCUAACCCCAGCUUCAAGAUGAAAGGGAAAUACAAAGGGAGUCCCUCCCGGUGGAGCUCGACCAUGUCGCUCUCAGUGCGGCCCCAGCGGCGCAGUCUGGUGGCCAGGAUCAAUAGGAGCCAAUCGUUCGCUGGUGUCAACUCCACGCAGGACAAAUCUUUCAGGAAUUUCCCUGUGUUCAGCACACCAACAGUCUCCAGGAAGUCUGGCUCCAGAGUCAGUAGGAUGUUUUCAAUGUCCCACAAGUCCCCUCCACCCAAGGUGCCCCAGCCAGAGCGACUCGACGAAGUGUACGAAGCACUGAAGAAGGGGCUGACUGCUUAUCUGGAAGUGCACCAGCUGGAGCUGGAAAAGCUGAGCACCCAAAUCCGGGAGUCCAAGAGGAAUUCUCGCUUGGGCUUUCUCUACGACCUUGAUAAGCAAGUCAAGUCCAUUGAGCGGUUCCUGCGGCGUCUGGAGUUUCAUGCUAGCAAGAUAGAUGAGCUCUACGAGUCCUACUGCAUCCAGCGACGGCUCCGGGAUGGAGCCCACAACAUGGUCAAGGCCUACACAGCUGGCUCACCUGGCAGCAAGGAGGCCCGCGAGAGCUUGGCUGAAGCCGGCAAGGGCUACAAAGAGUACACGGAGAACAUGUGUCUGCUGGAGAGCGAACUGGAGAGCCAGUUGGGAGAGUUCCACAUCAAGAUGAAAGGAUUGGCUGGCUUUGCUAGGCUCUGUGCUGGGGACCAAUACGAGAUCUUCAUGAGGUACGGACGCCAGCGAUGGAAGCUGCGAGGCCGCAUUGAGGCGAACGGCAAGCAGGUGUGGGACAGCGAGGAGAUGAUCUUCCUGCCCCUCAUCACAGAGUUCCUGUCUAUCAAGGUAACAGAGCUCAAGAGCCUGGCCAGUCAUGUGGUGGUAGGGAACGUCUCCUGUGAGACCAAAGACCUGUUUGCGGCACUGCCCCAGGUGGUGGCUGUGGAUAUCAAUGACCUGGGCACCAUCAAGCUGAGCCUGGAGGUGAACUGGAACCCCUUCGACAAAGAGGACCAGCCGUCGUCUGCCAGCACUGUGAAUAAGUCGUCCACAGUCAACAAGAGAUUCUCCACGUAUAACCAGAGUCCACCUGACACGCCCUCCAUGCGUGAACAAGCCUUUUAUAACACGUUGCGGCAGCAGGAAGAGAUGGAGAACGGGGCCGCCUGGUCCAUUUCUUCGGAGUCGUCGGACGAUUCCUCCAGCCCUCAGCUGUCGGGAGGCGCCCGCCACAUGCUGCCCAGGCCUAUCGUGCAACCCGCCGUGCAGACCGCCGCACCCGCCAUAGAAAUUGCCUUCACCCAGCCAGAGGACAAAGAGCCGCCAGCCCUUCGAGAGGAGGUGCCCAUGGCGAACGGACAUGUGCCCUAUGCCCGGACUCUUAGCCAGAUCAGCGAGGCCAGUGUGGACCUCCCGGUGGCGGAGGACAGAGAGUGUGAUGUCGCCAGAGACUCUAGUCCCAGGGAGCUGCCUGCCCUGGAAACGAACUCCUUGCCCCCAUGUGUGGACUCGACCCUGGAUGCUCAGAUCAGGGAAGGUGGAGAACAGGAGGCUGAGGCUGAUGGGGCCGCCCCCGUUGCAGAGGGCAGCGGUGAGGGCGCCCCCUCUCAAGGCCCAGAAGCUGAGACACCUCUGUCCCUGCUGACCCUGCCGCCGCCAGACCCAAAGGAGCUUCCGCCAACAGGAGUCUUGGAGGCACCAAGGCCCAAACCUGUGGACUGUGGGCUGGAGGAGGCCAUCAGCUGCCUGGCCUCCGCUCUGGAUGACUACCGGGGACAGUUUCCCCAGCUAGAGACCUUGGAGCAGGAGCUCAAGCACCUAGAAGAGAUUCUCUUGCAGAAGCAGGGUGUGUGCCUGAGCCGGGCCUCGAGCACCAGCCUGACAGUGGAGCAUGCUCUGGAGAGCUUCAGCUUCCUCAACGCUUCGGAUACCGAAGAUUCGGAGGGAGAUGACGACGGUAAGGCCAAGAGUGCUCAGCCCGCAGCCUUGGGCAGGGUACCGGGAGCCGGCGAAGCUGUUGCCGAAGACACUGCUGGGGGGUUGAAUUUGGAGGGUGGCUCAGAGCCAAUGAGCACCGGCGACGAGUUCCUCGACCGAGCCUUGGUCCUGCACCUGAAUCACUGCAACCGCCUGCUGCUGAAGCUGGGCAAUUUCGGACCCCUCCGUUGCCGAGAAAUGUACGCGCUCGACAGGCUGUCGAGGGAAGCACAGGUCCUGGAGAUGGUCUGCCGCCGGGCGGAGGAGCAGGCCAGGACAGCCAACUCUGCUGCGGAAGUGGUACAGUUCUCUACGUGGAAGGAGGGAGUCUUGCCUUUCUGGGACAGCUGUGUGGCCAUCCCUAAUGUGUACACCUGCCCCGUAGAAAGCUUCCUGCAGACACUCAAUUCCCAGUUCGCGGCCCGAAUCAACGAGCGCCAGCAAGGGCUGGCAGAUCCAGUGUGUGUGAAGCUGGUGGAGGAGCUUCUGCAACGGAGACUGCCCAGGCGCCACGGGAGCUGCCAGACAGAGCAGGUCACCCUCUUCCAGUAUUGGAGCCACUUUGAGGUGCUGCCGGUCUUAACGCUGGACAUGUACAUCCUGGAGUUGGCGGAGGAAGUGUUGCUAGCACAGAACCUGAACUCGGAUGACCAAGACGUGGUACUGAAGGCUCUGAAACGAGUUCCCGAGAGCCGGCUCCGCAAGGACGGGCUGAAAGCCUUGAGCCUGCUUCUCGUCGAAGGAAACAGCAAAGUCGUAGGGGCUGUGUCGACGCAGCUGCGAAACCUGUCGGAGAACUCCAGCUUCCGGGAGCGGGCCCUGGUUUGCUACCUUGAGCAGCUGGAGGAUGAAGAGAUGCAGACGCGGAUUGCUGCCUGCGCGGCUCUGGGCUGCCUUAAGGCCAAGGAGAGUAUUGAGCAGCUGGUGUACCUGUGCCAAACCGACAAGGAGGCCGUGCGAGAAGCAGCCAAACAGAGCCUCAUGCUGUGCGGGGAAGAUGGGAAAUCUGCUCACCGACGACUGGAAGAGUCUCUUGACAGCUUGCCACGGAUCUUUGCCCCAGGAAGCAUGGCCAGCACCGCAUUCUGAGGGCUGCCACACCGAUCUACCUGCAGAAUCUUUGAGGGCACAGCCCUUGCAUGCCGCAGAACUUCAUGCAGACUGGGGUCCAACCGGUGUGCCACGGACUGGGCAGCUCUUUGGCGCAUGCCGCACAGCAGUAUUAGCACCGCCUGCACACUGCCUUAUGCAGAGGAUGCCUUUCCAUAGCCCCUCCGGCUGCUGCACCUCUGGAGUUAAUGUGAGCACAGGACAUUGAGGAAGCCCCCAUUUGUUUCUUCUUCUUUUUUUUAAGAGAGAGUUUGGGCUCCCUGUUAUUAGCCUUGACCACUAGGCCCCUUCCUUGGGGGAAAUGACAACAAUUGAACAUUGCUGGCAUUGGCAGAAUGUCCUCAAUUGCAAAGGCCACCUCCCAUUUGAGAUAAGCUUGGGAAAAACUGUGUGCUUGAAGGCCGACUUAGUGUCCAGCUUGUUCUCAUCUUGCCCGUGUCAUCCACCCUCUGGGGCUGUGAAUACUGCAGGAAAUUGGGCCCAGGUAUAUUCUGCUGCUGAUAGGCUGCAAAUCCCUCUCUCGGCUGUGAGAGGAAGAGAGCACAAAGAUUACAGGAAGGAGUCCUCUACAUUCCAGUGAGGAAGGGGGAAGAGAUGGUUUUCAGCAAGGAUGCUGUAGAAGACAGAAGGGACAUGAAUAGGCAGACGCUGCCAAUUCUUGGGCUAUUUUAUUAUUUUUUAUUUACACAUGGGAGGGGGGAAAUUGCAGACAAACGAAAGCAAAAAGUCCCUUUUCUAUAAAAUAUCUAUAAAUUUAUCUGUAUAUCUACAUAGAUAUAUAAAUAUAUAUAAUGUAAUUAUCAAGAGGUUUGGCUAAUUUUGACUUUAAGCCUGAAAUAAAAAGAAGUUUCAACA
Elgaria multicarinata webbii is the source of this 4019-nucleotide messenger RNA. It is a transcript of the gene RIPOR1, whose product is annotated as RHO family interacting cell polarization regulator 1. NCBI's taxonomy places the organism in Eukaryota, Metazoa, Chordata, Lepidosauria, Squamata, Anguidae. Bases 81 to 3143 code for a protein of 1020 amino acids. The transcript has 22 exons. The record is from RefSeq and is a predicted model, not a curated record. Gene Ontology annotation, cellular component: cytoplasm.